This is a messenger RNA of Ylistrum balloti, 288 nucleotides long. Its product is annotated as hypertrehalosaemic prohormone-like. Lineage: Eukaryota; Metazoa; Mollusca; Bivalvia; Pectinida; Pectinidae. The coding region runs from base 1 to 288 and encodes 95 amino acids. The transcript is spliced from 3 exons. Gene Ontology annotation, molecular function: hormone activity. The record is from RefSeq and is a predicted model, not a curated record.
AUGAUUUCCAAGUGGAUCCUGCUGUUACUGAUAGUGUCCAGUGUGGUUCUACUGACCAGUGCUCAGAUAAGUUUCUCCACGAGUUGGGGCAGUGGCAAGCGCGCAGCCUUCACUGAACCUGUGAACCCAAGCAACAUCAACCUUGAUAGCACGUGCAUGAGUAGGACGGAACCGGAAGUCCUAAUGGAACUUGUCAAAACAAUACAAAAACAAACCGAACGUGUGAUAGAGUGCCUCAUGGAAUCCAAAGUUGCAAAACAAAGACAGAGGUCAAUUCACUACUCGUGA